CGUUCUCAACCGAGCGAGACCCGAAACGAAUCACAUCCCAACCUGUUGUAGGAAGCAUUUCUAUUUCACGCGAUACACGUUCGCGCAAGAUCUCUUUUUCGUCGUUAGUCCGACACCGUUCCUAAUCACUGUCACUCGACUUUGCACCUCUCUCUCUCUCUCUCGCUCUGUUGUUGUUUGUGUGUUGUCACCUACUUGAGAAAGACGCUCUCUCGAGUAGUGCAUCGACUCGCUUCCACUCGACUCGACUUGACUUUACCACUAGUGCGCUAGACGCAGCGCUCUUUGUGAAUUGACCCUUUCGAGCGGUACAUCACAGUCCGCACAUUCCGUACGCUCCUCUACAAGUAGCACAAUGCGAGUCCCCUCGUUCGUUUGGAUUCUGCCGUUCGUCCAAGCCGUAGGCGCCACGACGUUCUCCGGCGCGACUCGGUCCUUGUCGACAACAGCAUUGACAACAGCAUCGACAAGCCGUGAUCGAGCGCUCGCCGAAAACGCUGUUCCCAGCCAGUCCACCACAUUCGCUUUUGAUUUGACCCCCGUGGCCUUGCAGUUUUCCACGUCGUUGCCUCCCGCAUACGAUGUAUCCCAACUUUUGAAAACGGACGCUCCGACGUUGAGCAACGAACUAGAAGCCUUGAAAAGUUUGAUGCGAUCGACCUUGAUUGAAUUCAUGCUGGAAAGUUUCGAAUUGCAGUUGAACAAAGAAGCUCAGAGCGCGGCGUUCGUACCAGAGUUGCUGUAUGGGCGUACAGCUAUGGAGUACGAUUUAGCGCUGUACUUUCGCAGUACGGAUCAAUCGGACUUUUCCACUCGGCGAUUGCGCGGUUUGCCGGAAGCAGCCAGUCCACAAAGCGAAAAUGCGCACGACCAAACUCCCCUGUUGGCCAUUCGACGUAUGACCGGCGCGAGUGGCGCAACGGAACUCGAAUUCUACGUGGAAUGUGUUGGAACAGUAUCGUACCCGGGGGUGCCAUUCUCUUCUCCGGAACAGGAAGAGCAGCAGCGCAACCAAAUACAAGCCAUUCUAGCUCGAUGGGUGGAGGAUUCGCUCACCGAGGACGCCCCUCUCUUACAGACGAACUUGCAAAGUCUCGACCAUGUCGUGGCAGAUAACAUUAGUCGAUUCGAAAUUCUGUUCGGAAUACAGCCAGGCAAAUCUACCUACGGAUCGGUGGAGGGGUUCUCCUCUGGGUUACAAUCACAAGACAAUCGUUCUGCCCAGCAAAAAUUGCUUCUCGCCUUUUUGAUUUUAAUGGGAACUGCGGUCGUGACUGGGGGGCUCUACGUGGUCCGAAAACGCCGUCGCAGGCCGAAGAAAUCGUCGUCGCCUUUGAGUCGCGGCUAUCCAAACCCUGUGGAUCCUUGGACUGGUAGAAAACCGUCACCUAAUAUCGCGACCAAGUCGUUGCCGGGCCGUUCGGGCGACGGAAUCGAUGACUCUACGCUCCAAACAUCGGAUUUGUGGCUACAAAGCAAUCGUCCCGAUCUGUUCAGUGCCUUGCAAAAAGUAUCUCCCACAAAAACCGAUAUCACAACUACAAUUCACGACGAGGACGAUCCGGCGAUACAUUCCACGUCUCGGCAAAACUCCUGGGAGCGUUUUUUGCAUAGGCACGUCUUGGCGCGACGUUCGACCGACGAAAGCAGGUUGUCGAUGGUUGACGAUAUCAAUGCCUCCCAAUCAGAUACAGUUGACGUGGAUUCUCGUUGGUGGAACAAACUAGCUUCCGUUCUGCAUCAACAGCACCAGUUUUCUCACGAGGAUGACGAUCACGACCGCAAGGCCUAUCCCUUUGCUUUUUCCGAUUUCCCGCGCAGCGAUGGUUCGCCAUGUCUGAUUUAUUCCGAGGAGUCUGGUGAAUCGCCAGGUCGAGAUGGAGGCAAUGGGACUACCAGCGUGUUACGUAAAGGCCCCCCUCCUGGCGCAUUUUCCAUGGCCAACCCAGCAGGAGUCAGCGAAGACGCACCUGAUGAUGACUUUUCCGAAAAAAUGGAGCGCAUCGUCGCGACGCGCCGCCGUUUCUACGACCAAGAACAUGGUGUUGUCAAAGAUCCGGCCCAAGGUGACCAGGCUGCUCCAUCACGAGGCAUACAGCCGCGUCGACACGAGGUCGAAUCGGAUUUGCAAGAAAUCGAGGCGUCGAUGGGAGUGACUUCGUCCACUCGAGGCGUCGUGCCGAAGGUUACGCCUUCGAACAGUGCGCAUGGACCUGGCACAUCGAACCUACUGGAUGCCUGGGACACGGGCUUAAUUGCUUCGCAGACUUCUGGGUCUCCACAAAAGAAUAGUACGAUCGCAGGGCCUAGUUCACGUGGGAGUCCAGCGGCACGCUUCCCCCCUGCCGCAGCUUUUAAACUCGCUGCACGGAACGGCGCACCCUUGGAUGCAUCUGCAUCGCCUCCAUCGUCUUUGACGCGACCGCCGAUAGCGCCAAGAGGAUCCUCCGUGUCGUACGAAAAUAAGCAACAGCCGCACGAAACUACCGGAGCUGAAGAGAACGCGCGCAGCGACAAUAAGACACCGAUUCGUCGCAAGCAACGAUCAACUCAGCGACAAACAUCAUCGCGCGGAACCCAGGCCCGAUCAAAUUUAAGCGAGCCAGGUGAUAGUCGUCGAGCUAAUGUCAAUGCUGAAGACGUCAUGACUCUCGGUAUCGCAGCCUACACGAAAUUCGUGUGAGAAGGGAACCGCAGGCUACACACGAUACAACAACUAUGGACAACUAAGAUCUUGGUUUUUGUAGCAUUAAUGUCCGAUUCCUUAACAUUUUAUAAUGGAACU
Messenger RNA from Phaeodactylum tricornutum CCAP 1055/1, 2785 nucleotides. RefSeq lists its product with no specific name. Lineage: Eukaryota; Bacillariophyta; Bacillariophyceae; Surirellales; Neidiaceae. The transcript has a single exon. The record is from RefSeq and is a predicted model, not a curated record. The coding region runs from base 356 to 2683 and encodes 775 amino acids.